Messenger RNA from Sphaerodactylus townsendi, 1782 nucleotides. RefSeq names its product ADP-ribosylarginine hydrolase (gene ADPRH). The coding region runs from base 385 to 1464 and encodes 359 amino acids. Gene Ontology annotation, biological process: protein de-ADP-ribosylation. The record is from RefSeq and is a predicted model, not a curated record. The transcript is spliced from 4 exons. NCBI's taxonomy places the organism in Eukaryota, Metazoa, Chordata, Lepidosauria, Squamata, Sphaerodactylidae. Gene Ontology annotation, molecular function: magnesium ion binding; ADP-ribosylarginine-[protein] hydrolase activity.
UCGGACAGGGGAGGCGGCGGGCGGAUUUCAUCCUUGCGUUGCACUGUCUUCCAACGAUCCCAUCCCUGUUUGCCAGGCAGAGGCAUCCUGUGUGAAGCCUCUAAAGUUUACUGUGCAAUACAAGGAAGUGCUUAAGCAAGUGAUCUCGAAGCGGCUUGGGUCUCUCUGCGCGUCACUCUCCCCCGGCAACGGAGAGGCUGCCUCUGCCUCCUCCUUUUCCGAUCAGAUGAUCAAAGGUGCGGCUGCCUGCUGCGCCCGCUCCAGUUUGGUGGCUGCGCUUAGUCGGUCGGCGCCCCUCUUCCUGGUUUCACUUUGGUUUCCGGACGGGAUUCAGCCUUGUUCGACUCCGCAGGCAAACGCUGUCUUCUGUUUAAGGGACAGAUCAUGUGUUCCAGCCUGCUUGAAAACUAUAAAGCAGCCAUGGUUCUGAGUGCAGUUGGAGAUGCCCUGGGUUUUAAAAAUGGGGAGUGGGAAUUCCUCCUCUGCGGUAAAGAGAUUCACGCACAACUGGCCAAAAUGGGAGGCCUGGGCAAAAUCAGCGUGGCAGGCUGGCCCGUCAGCGACGAUACUGUCAUGCAUUUGGCUACAGCUGAAGCCCUGGCAGAAGCUGGAAGAGACCCAGAUUUCAUGCACCUGUAUGCUCUCAUUGCAAGAAAUUAUAAGGACUGCAUGAAAGACAUGAAUGGAAGAGCUCCAGGUGCAACCUGUAUGAGCAAUGCAAGGCGUCUGAAACCAAACGAGCCAGAUGGGUGGAAAAUCCCUUUCAAUAAAAGUGGUGGAGGGUGUGGAGCUGCCAUGAGGUCAAUGUGCAUUGGACUACGGUUUCCUCACCCAGAGCAAUUGGACAGCUUGAUUGAAGUCAGCAUAGAGAGUGGGCGAAUGACUCACCACCACCCAACGGGCUACCUGGGAUCCUUGGCUUCUGCUCUCUUCACUUCUUAUGCUGUGAAUUGCAAGCCCCCUCAGGGAUGGGGGAAAGGGCUGAUGACAGUGCUUCCAAGGGCAAAAGACUAUAUCCAGAAGUCAGCUUGCUUUGUGGAAGAGAAUUUGCAGCACUGGAACUACUUUGAGACUCAGUGGAAGGAGUACCUGGAAAUCAGAGGCAUAUCUGAUGGGGAAUCUCCUCCUUCCUUUCCUGCCAAAUAUGGUGUGAAACAGAGGGAUGAGUUCUAUACAUCUGUCAGUUACUCCAACUGGGGAGGCAGCAGCGGGCACGAUGCUCCCAUGAUUGCUUAUGAUGCCAUUCUUGGUUCGGGGAACAACUGGACUGAGCUGGCUCACAGGGGUUUCUUCCACGGUGGAGACAGUGACUCUACAGCGACCAUCGCUGCAUGCUGGUGGGGAGCAAUGCAUGGUUUCCAAGGGGUCAGCAUUAAUAACUAUAGGGAUAUUGAGUACAGAAAUCGACUGGAAAAGAUUGCUGAAGACCUUUACCACCUCAGCUUGCCAGAAAAGCUUGACUGAAAUAGCCCUUUGGACUGGGUGAAAUAAGACAGAAUCGCAGAAAACUUAAUACCAUUUAGUGCUUAAGAGAGCGUGUAGCACUCAAUCUGGUAAGAAUGUUACUAUAAUUUGACGCACUGUUUUGCAAAAAAAACCACCCCAACCCAGUGUCUUUGGUGCAACGGACAGGCAGAACUGUCUUGCUAAGAGCUCUGGCUGUUGAACUUCGCUCUUGAUGGUCCUCCUCCUGCUUCUGCAUUCUGCCUUUUCUCUAUGGAUCUGCUCUGUUAUUACACUGAAGGAUUCGGUUGCAAAUAAAGUUAGAGGAGUUUUGAGAGG